AUGGUGCAACUCCCUCCUGGUCCCCCUGAGUGGCAAGGACCCCCUCCAAAGAAUGGGCACCUAUCUGAUAUUGACCCCGAGUUCGCCAAAUACAAGGACCAGCUCGACAAAGACCUCACAGCACUAUGGGAACUUCCCAUUGACGAGUUCAAGGCUGCUUGGCUGAGUGCGCCGGUGUCUCUGCCGGACAAUGCUCCCCAGCCUGGGCAAGACUACAUCGUGCUCGAUCAAGUGGCUCCUGUGCGGGACGGGACUGAGAUCGGCAUCAGGGUAUAUAGGCCUGUGAAGAGUGAGCCUGGAAUGACCUUGAUCCUGAAAUCACACGGCGGAGGAUGGGUCGUGGGCAGUCACGAGGUGGAAGAGGUCGAGAACCGAUUUUUGGCUGCCAAAGCCGGCGCGGUCGUCGUCAGCGUCGAUUAUCGUAUGGCUCCGGAAUUCAGAUAUCCUUAUGCUGUCAACGAUUGCUUUGACGUCCUCCAAUGGUGCAAACGCAACGCAACCGACUUGAGCAUCAACCCAGAGCGUAUCAUCGUCGCAGGAGGCAGCGCAGGGGGUAACAUCGCUGCCGUCCUGGCCCAGAAGGCGAGAGACGAGAACGUGUCAGGCGUGAUCGGCCAGAUCCUGAACAUACCCGUGACUUGUCAUCCGGACUUCUUCCCAUCCGAUCGGUAUCCUGGAGGCAGCUACCAGCAAAACAAAGAUGCCAGCAUCGUCAACGCCCCACAGAUGUUCUGGUACUGGAACCAAUAUAUGCCUGAGCCGUCUCCCGAGGCGUACGCCAGUCCCUUGCUGGCCAAGGAUCUCAGUGGGCUUCCACCAGCGUUGGUGCAAGUUGCGGGACUAGAUCCUCUUCGCGACGAGGCCCUGGCAUAUGCUGAAGCUCUGGAGGAGGCUCAAGUCCCCGUUACUCUUCGCGUGUACAAAGGACUGCCCCAUGCGUUCUACCUAUUACCUCAGCUCAAGCAGAGUUUUGAGUUCUGGAUGAACUCUGUUGACUUUGUCGUCAGCCUGGGUGCGCAGUAA
Molecule: messenger RNA, 1023 nt
Organism: Exophiala spinifera
Lineage: Eukaryota; Fungi; Ascomycota; Eurotiomycetes; Chaetothyriales; Herpotrichiellaceae
Exons: 5
Coding region: 1-1023 (340 amino acids)
Molecular function (GO): hydrolase activity
Source: RefSeq, a predicted model, not a curated record